GUUGGCGUGAAAGGAUUCAAUUGGAAUCGAACAUCAAAAUGAAGCAUCAGCAAGUUGUUGUGGACUAUUGGACCAUGUUGAAGACGUCUGCACUCUGCAUAUUAUUGGCCAUAACGGGCUAUAUAUUCCUCAGAAUGGUGCAAACGAUAUUUUGGCUGCCCAAGCGUUUCAAGCAGAACCAGGAGCGACUGGAAGCCAUAGCCAAGCAAUAUGGCAAGGACAUGGAUCCGGAGGAGCGUGCCGAAAUUGAAAAGAUCUUCGACAGCAACGAGCCCCUAACAGAGGAGCAGAUAAAUAAGCUGCUGGAUGGCUCGAGGCCCGCAGACGCAGAGCCCAAGAAGCAACAGUAGUUACUGACUAUAAAGUUAGCACUAAUACUAAUAAUAAUUAAGUAUAUCAUAAAAAAAGAGUUUGAUUUGUUUU
Messenger RNA from Drosophila montana, 423 nucleotides. RefSeq lists its product as uncharacterized. NCBI's taxonomy places the organism in Eukaryota, Metazoa, Arthropoda, Insecta, Diptera, Drosophilidae. The transcript is spliced from 2 exons. The record is from RefSeq and is a predicted model, not a curated record. Bases 39 to 350 code for a protein of 103 amino acids.